CUUGUGUUCACCACCACAUUUUUCGAUGGACCAAACAUAUAUACAGUCGAUUCACGCUUGUUCUUCGUUAGAAUACUGAAUCUAACUAUUACUAAUUUAGUGUCCAUAUAUUUGAUAGAUUUGAUCUAAAACUCUAUUCUUUGUGACAUAAAAUGGCAAACGUGUUGAAAAGUGUCGCUGCAUCGGAGUUAAUCGCGAAGAUGUAUCUGAAUGAAGAAAUAGCCGACGUUCAUUUCGUGUUCAAAUUCGUUGAUGAUGUGCAAAGAGUUCCAGCAAACAAAGUAAUAUUAGCAGCGCUGAGUCCGGUAUUUCAUACGAUGUUCUACGGAUCGUUGAAGGAGGGAAAUGAAGUUAAAAUUGAAGAUUCAGACGCCGAUGCGUUCAAGGAGUUUCUCCAAUUUUUCUAUAUGGGUGAAGUGACGCUGAACAUGGAGAAUAUUGAGACAGUUGUUCGGUUGGCCGAUAAAUACGACAUUCUCGAAUAUAUCAAAUCUUGUGUUAUCUUCCUUAAAACACAACUGACAAUAGAUAACCUGUGCUGGGUGUAUCAGUUAGCCGUGAAUGUCAAAAAAGAUGAGCUAAUCGAGAUUUGUGAGGAACAAAUUGCUAGAUUGCCAAAGAAAAUCUUUGCUACUGAUGCAUUUCAACGUUGUGAUAAAAAUAUUCUAAAACGCAUUCUGGAACUGGAUUUGACUUGCAAGGAAACCAACGUAUUUGAAGCCUGUUUGGCGUGGGCCAUACAAGCAUGCAAACAAAACGGCUUGGAUGCAACGAAAGCGUUGAAUUUGAGAAUCCCACUUGGUGAUUGUUUACAGUCGAUUCGAUUCAGUUCAAUGACAAUUGAAGAAUUCUCCGCCAUUCAAAUGUCAAACGAUGGACUCUUCACUCCGGAUGAAUUCAAGGAUAUCGUGUUUACUUUAACAGCAAAAGUAUAUGAACCGAAAAUAUUCAAACAAAAUCCUCGAGUUUACAAAUGGAAUAAAAAUGGCAUUACAUUGUGUCGACGACAAGCGGCCGAUGCCCAAAUAAGCUACCUCAAGGAAUUAGAAAUUGUUUGGUUCAAAUCAAAUCAAACGCUACUAUUGGGUGAUAUUUUCUCUGCUGAAACCAACAAUAUGAGCUAUAUUGAUAAACAGAACAAUGCUAUAAAUGUUACAUUAUCAGAAAUCAGCAGCGAUUCAUCAAAGAAACUUUUGUACGAAGGUCAAAUAAAAACAUGGGAUGCUACAAAUAGGCUGCGAGUAAUGUUAACGCAACCGAUUAUGAUCAAAGCGCACACCAUGUAUGAAAUUCGUUUCGCAGUGAUGAGUAGGGGUGUUGGUAAUCUAUAUUAUCAUGGAUCAUGGAGACCAAUAGUCGAUUUAGCGGAUGACCUUACCAUUCAAUUUUAUCGAAUUCCAACCCAUACAGGCUCUGACACCUCUUCAACUGGUUGGAUUGAAGCGAUGAGCUUCAACAGAAUAUAACAAUGUGGUAAUUUAAGAUCUGAGAAAAAUAUCAUUUCCAUGUUAACUCAAAAUAAAAUGAUUUUUUUACUGAAUUUAAAUAAAAAUGACACCAAACAUGUGUUUUAAGAUUACUAAGCAUCUCAGCAUUUCGUAAGGCACGGAUAUAUCUGAGCAUAUCGACGACGCAUACUGUAUAAUACAGUGGCGUGUGUUGCUACGUGCAGCCGCAACGACUCGACCGAAGUGUGUUCAGUUGAUGUGGCUGCACGCAGCAACAACAUACACAUUCCGGUCGAGUCGUUGCGGCUGCGCGUAGCAACGUACGUCACUGUAUGCGUCGUCGAUAUGCUCGGAUAUAUCCGUGCCUUACGAAAUGCUGAGAUGCUCAGCAAUCUUAAAAUACAUGUUUGAAUGACACAGAAUUACUAAAGAAAUAUGAGUUGCAAUGUUUUUGCAAACAAAUUCAUGAUUUUUUUUUUUUUAUCCAACAAAAGAAAUAUUCAUAUGAAUUCUAUUAUAAUGUGUAGAAUUUAUAAAGUGUUUUAAAUUUUUAGAAGAUAAGAGAUAUAUUGUAUUGAAGUGUUGACUUCAUCCAGAACAACAAUAAAAAAAAGUCACAAAUCCAAAGACUUAAAAAACACAACGAAUGUUGAC
Molecule: messenger RNA, 2102 nt
Organism: Sitodiplosis mosellana (orange wheat blossom midge)
Lineage: Eukaryota; Metazoa; Arthropoda; Insecta; Diptera; Cecidomyiidae
Product: BTB/POZ domain-containing protein 6-B-like
Exons: 2
Coding region: 153-1466 (437 amino acids)
Molecular function (GO): protein binding
Source: RefSeq, a predicted model, not a curated record